AUGGCGGAAAAUCUAGCGUGCCGCUCCUGUGCCACCAAAAAGCCUGCUCGCCUCUCUUCGAAAUUUGGUUCGACGACGGCAUCACCGAAGACUGUGUCAACACCCGAGAGCGACAAGGAUCAUGGCUUGGAUACGGGCAGCAGCGGCAGAAGCAGUGAAAAGACCCUUAGUAGCCGAGCCUUGCUUCAAGAGGUCUUGAAAAUGGCAGAGAAUGAGGAUGAAGCGGAACUUAUGAUCCUUGAGUUGAUGCUGUUGAGACGAAAUAAUCUCGAGGCAUUGCGCCGUAGGGAAUGGAUCGGGGCACCAAACUCGGCACCAAAUUCGGCUAUUAUGUAA
Rhinocladiella mackenziei CBS 650.93 is the source of this 336-nucleotide messenger RNA. RefSeq lists its product as uncharacterized. The transcript has 2 exons. Lineage: Eukaryota; Fungi; Ascomycota; Eurotiomycetes; Chaetothyriales; Herpotrichiellaceae. The coding region runs from base 1 to 336 and encodes 111 amino acids. The record is from RefSeq and is a predicted model, not a curated record.